CGACCCAAACAACAGUCGUGAAAUUCCUAUUCGGCGAAAACGUUUUUAGUUUAUUUUAUUUAAUUUGAAGGAAUAUAAACCAGCGCCAAAAUGGGAUCCGAGGUGGAGCUGCUGUUUCGCAAUUUUCGGCGCUUAAAGAUCGACAUGUUCGACGACGAGAAGGUGUCCACCACCACGUCCCGCGAGCAGCAAAAGACUGAAGGAUCGGUGGAGAAAUGCUUUGACCGCUUUGAGCAGCUACUCUACACUCACCCGCGCCUUACCCAGAUCUUCCGGUUGGAGCACCAGUACUACCUAGACUUAAUGCUUAGAGGACUUCCCUCCAACUAUGAGUGCCUGGAUAGCAGUCGCCCGUGGUGUGUUUACUGGAUCCUCCAGGCGGCACAGCUUCUUAGCUUCACCUUCGAUGAUCAGACACUAGACCAGGUGGUGCAGUUUCUUGGCAAAUGCCGCUCGCCAACCGGAGGUUUUGGUGGAGGUCCAGGACAGUAUGCCCACCUGGCGCCAACAUAUGCAGCUGUAAACAGCCUCUGUAUAAUUGGAACAGAAAAAGCGUACCGAACCAUUGAUCGCCCUACUUUGGUGCAGUUUCUAUUCAGUGUCCGCGAAUCAGAUGGCUCAUUUCGACUUCAUGUGGACGGAGAGACAGAUGUUCGUGGCGCCUAUUGCGCUAUCUCCUGCGCUAAGCUAGUUAAUCUUCCCGAGCCGGUGAUAAAAGAGUUGUUUGCCGGCACCGGUGACUGGAUAGCUCAGUGUCAGACUUACGAAGGCGGAUUUGGUGGAGCCCCUGAUCUGGAGGCUCACGGUGGCUACACUUUUUGCGGAAUUGCUGGCUUGGCGCUGCUCAACGAAGCAGAGAAGUGCGAUAGACAGGCCCUGCUCAAGUGGACUUUGCGCCGGCAGAUGUGUUUUGAAGGAGGCUUCCAGGGAAGGACUAAUAAACUGGUCGAUGGCUGCUAUUCCUUUUGGGUUGGCGCCACAAUUCCCAUUACACAGGCCACGCUGUCGGGCGUUGACAAGCAGAUGGAGCACACUCUGUUUGAUGUAGAGGCCCUACAGGAGUACAUCCUGCUCUGCUGUCAGAAGCAGAGCGGUGGGCUUAUCGAUAAGCCCGGAAAACCGCAAGAUCUCUACCACACAUGCUAUACCCUCAGUGGUGUUUCCAUUGCCCAGCACUCGGAGUGCGCCAAUAGCCCGCAGGUCCUUGGCGACACCAUUAACGAACUACUGCCCACCCACCCUCUGUUCAACGUCCCACCGAAAUCCGUUGCAGCUGCCAGGAGCCACUUUAGCAAUUCCAAUGACACUGAGUUCUCAGGAACUGAGAGUUCUAGUAAAAAGGAAGGAUAAGGGAUUAGGAUAGAUUCGAGGGAGGUUUUUACUAAAUGGUGGUUUACAUUUAAAAAACUAAAUUUGCUUUAAUAAAAUUAUCUUUGAAAUA
This is a messenger RNA of Drosophila eugracilis, 1441 nucleotides long. It is a transcript of the gene Fntb, whose product is annotated as protein farnesyltransferase subunit beta. Gene Ontology annotation, biological process: protein farnesylation. Bases 91 to 1350 code for a protein of 419 amino acids. Gene Ontology annotation, molecular function: protein farnesyltransferase activity. The record is from RefSeq and is a predicted model, not a curated record. The transcript is spliced from 4 exons. Gene Ontology annotation, cellular component: protein farnesyltransferase complex. Lineage: Eukaryota; Metazoa; Arthropoda; Insecta; Diptera; Drosophilidae.